GCAGGGGGAAUGUUUGGGAGCUUUUUUGGGAAAACUUGUAAUGCCACGUAGUCGACGCAUUUCUUUGGGUAGUUAAGAUAAGAUGUUUAACUAACUACGUUAGGUUAGUUUUUUUUUGCACAGUUUUGCAGGGAGUAUAUUUUUUUAGUGUUCAGGUAAAAAUAGGUUAUUUAGUAUUUGUAUAAGAUGAUGCUGGAGCUGUGCUUUCUCUCUGCAUUGCUGUUCUGUGUCCAUGGAGCAAAACUUCCCGAGCCAGAGGUUAAAAUCGAGGUUAUGUACAAACCUUUCCUGUGCCACCGAAAAACCAAAUACGGGGACAUUCUGUUAGUGCACUAUGAGGGAUUCCUAGAGAGUAAUGGCACUUUGUUCCACUCCAGCCGUCAGCAUGGUGAUAAAAACCCAGUGUGGUUCACACUGGGGAUCCGGGAGGUGAUCAAGGGCUGGGACAAGGGGCUUCAGAACAUGUGUGCAGGGGAGAAGAGGAAGCUAACCAUCCCCCCAUCUCUGGCGUACGGAAAGGAAGGCAAAGGAAAAAUCCCACCAGAGAGCACCCUGAUCUUUGAGAUCGAGGUCAUGGAGAUCAGAAAUGGCCCUAGGUCACAUGAGUCUUUUCAGGAGAUGGAUCUCAAUGAUGACUGGAAGCUUUCCAGAUCAGAGGUGAAAGAGUAUCUGCGGAAAGAGUUUGAGAGGCAUGGGUAUCCUGCCAACGACACCCAUCACGAGGCCAUGGUGGAGGACAUCUUUAAGAAAGAAGACGAGGAUGAGGACGGUUUUAUAUCUUCUCGAGAGUUCACAUACAAACACGAUGAACUAUAGGAACCAUUCACUUUCCUGAGAUACAGUUCCCUCCCUUAGCAAUGUUCAAAUUCAGAGAGACUCAACACUAAACACAGCCUGUUACAUUGGAAAAAUGAUAUAUUGGCAAGUGAAAGAAUUUUUUAUACAAAUAUUUUAAGAUAAUUUAACUUAUUUCUAGACAGUGUUUACCAGUGUUAAGUCAUUUUGUUUGAUAAAAUGGUCUUAGUAUUAUUUAUGGUGCAUACAUUCUUUUGAACCAAGCAAAAUGAUCUAAUAAUAAUAGAUAAAUCUAUUAAGUCCACAGAGGGCCAUAUUGGUUUGGCCAUAUUGAAAACUUGCAGACCAUUUGUGGACAAGCUUGAACUGUCCUGUUCUUGACAAAAUUACAAAUAUGACUAAGAAAUAAUUUGAAUUGUCUUGCCAAUAUUUAUAUUAUUAUUAUGAUCUUAUUAUAAUUAUUAUAAUUAAUAACUGUCUGUGUAGUAUAAAUAGAUUUGCAGUAAAAUGCAAUAUUUGAGAAUAGAAUGGAGAUUCCUGUCAAUAUGAAUACGUAUUACAGCAGUGAAGAAAUAUAUACAGUACAGGCCAAAAGUUUGGACACACCUUCUCAUUCAAUGCGUUUUCUUUAUUUUCAUGACUAUUUACAUUGUAGAUUCUCACUGAAGGCAUCAAAACUAUGAAUGAACACAUGUGGAGUUUUAUGUACUUAACAAAAAAUGACCUGGCCUCCACAGCCACCGGACCUGAACCCAAUCCAGAUGGUUUGGGGUGAGCUGGACCGCAGAGUGAAGGCAAAGGGGCAAACAAGUGCUAAUAAACACCUCUGGGAACUCCUUCCUUCAAGACUGUUGGAAAACCAUUUCAGGUGACCACCUCUUGAAGCUUAAUGCGAGAAUGAUGCCAAGAGAGUGCAAAGCAGUAAUCAGAGCAAAGGGUGGCUAUUUUGAAGAAACUAGAAUAUAUAUAUAUAUUUUUUAGUUAUUUCACAUUUUUUUGUUAAGUACAAAACUCCACAUGUUCAUUCAUAGUUUUGAUGCCUUCAGUGAGAAUCUACAAUAUAAAUAUUCAUGAGAAUAAAUACAUUGCAUUGAAAAAGAGGUGUGUCCAAACUUUUGGCCUGUACUGUACUCUACAUAUAUAUAUAUAUAUAUAUAUAUAUAUAUAUAUAUAUAUAUAUAUAUAUAUAUAUAUAUUUUUUUUUUUCUUUUUAUCUGUUCUCAGAUAUCAGAGGCCAAUUCAUUUCAUUGCUGUCUAGCCUCCAUGCACUGAGAAGAGGUGUGUGAGCCAUAUUGUUCUAACAGUAAGUUCCUGUUGAAAUAUGGAGCUUACGGGAUAUUUCAGACCAAAAUGUACUUUUUGCUGUUUUUCUACCAUGUGCGUUACUUAAGAACUAAAUGAGCUUUUUUGAAAAAUAAAAAAAAUGUUUUAUCAGUGA
Messenger RNA from Astyanax mexicanus (Mexican tetra), 2233 nucleotides. RefSeq names its product FKBP prolyl isomerase 14 (gene fkbp14). Gene Ontology annotation, molecular function: peptidyl-prolyl cis-trans isomerase activity; calcium ion binding. Lineage: Eukaryota; Metazoa; Chordata; Actinopteri; Characiformes; Acestrorhamphidae. The record is from RefSeq and is a predicted model, not a curated record. Bases 187 to 816 code for a protein of 209 amino acids. The transcript is spliced from 4 exons.